Molecule: messenger RNA, 899 nt
Organism: Lactuca virosa
Lineage: Eukaryota; Viridiplantae; Streptophyta; Magnoliopsida; Asterales; Asteraceae
Source: the annotation of a GenBank genome assembly
AUGGUCCAAAACCGAAGUCCUGGUGCCAUUUUCAUAGUUUUCUACGAAAAGCCAACAGUUCCAAGACAGAACAAACGUAGCUUUCCAUCAUCAACAACAAAACCCAUCUCCGAUCUGAUCAUAAAUCUUACCCCAGCGACAGCCCACUCCCACAGGAAGUGGACACAAAAUCAAAUCGGGUGUAUUCCUUCCUGUGGUGACAAGCAAUCCCCCCCUUCUAUUGAAAACAUGGUGUAUCACUCUACAUUUAUCGAUGAGGAAGGAAUUGUGAAAGCUUGUGGAUGCCCUUUACUUCCUUUAAAAAGUCACAUAAGAGGACCUGCUCCAGUUUCAGAUCAAGCUACAACUGAUAUAAUUGAUGAAGCAAUUACAUUCUUUAGAGCGAAUGUGUUUUUCAAGAACUUUGACAUACAAAGUCCAGCUGAUAAACUUCUUGUUUAUUUAACAUUUUAUAUAAAUGUGGCUUUGAAGAGGCUUGAAGGGUGUAGAACAUUAGCUGAAGGGACAAAAGCGGUAAUUAACCUUGGUUUGGAAGAUGUUCCUGUUCCUGGUGAAUCCGGUUUCCCUUUUCCUGGUCUUUUUCCAUUCCCUCCCUCUCAAGAAGAAGCAGAGUUAUUACGAAAUUAUUUAAAGCAAAUAAGGGAAGAAACAAGUGGAAGAUUGUUAAGUGUUGCAUACAGACCAAAUGGAACUCCAAACAAAUGGUGGUUAGCUUUUGCUAAACGAAAGUUUAUCAACACCAUCGCCCUAUAAAAUCUGGAUGAAAUUUGUGCAGAUUGGUUCUAAAUUAUGUUGGAUCCAAAGUGUAUGUUAUAUUUUAAUUUUGGGAAAAUUUUUAUAUUGAAUCUUAUCAUGUACACAAAUCAAGGAUUAAAGUUAUUUUGUAGCAUAUUCUCAAU